Molecule: messenger RNA, 1173 nt
Organism: Penicillium cosmopolitanum
Lineage: Eukaryota; Fungi; Ascomycota; Eurotiomycetes; Eurotiales; Aspergillaceae
Exons: 3
Coding region: 1-1173 (390 amino acids)
Source: RefSeq, a predicted model, not a curated record
AUGGAGGCCUUUGAGUAUGGACUUGACUACAUUCCUUCAUGGUCAUCAGCAUGGCCCUCUUGCUUGUUAUGCGGUAUCAUGAUUCGAUCUGCUCAACACUCCGGUCCUCUGAAAUCAUACCAGAAGGCCAUUGGCAGGCAACUCAAGCGAGCUAGUGAACAAGAUCAAAUCCUGGUUCCAGCGAAGAACGUUGAGGAACAUUACCUUGUCAACUACCCUUGGCUAGGUGGAUGUACAUUCCGAGCCACCCUCUGCGUUAUUCGAUUAGGUACUAACUACUCCUUCAUGAUAGUCACCAGCGAUAGGAAUGGAUGCUUUCACCUAAGAGGCAUCUGUAUUGCAGACUGGAGCUGCAGCGAGCUCGUCGACUUCGCCGUUGUUCCUAAGGACUCCUCCAAGGCCCGAAUCGGCCCACGGAGUGUAGGAAUACCAGUUCUUCCAGGACCUCCCCGUCAUGACCCAGCAUUUUCCCGCUUUCGACUCCGGGGAAUAAGGGAUGCAAGACCCGAGCAGCAGCCAUCUCCCGGAACUGGGUACCUGAUCCACGCACAUUGCUGGAUACUUCUCGGUCGAGAGGCCUGUGAACCGAUGCAAACAAAGCUCGAAUGGCUGGAUUUGAACAAACUCGUACAAACGGCGAGAUUAAUGCGGGCGGCAGAUAAAGAUUCUUGGACAUUCAGGGCUGAGAGGAGUCCUGCAAAUCCUCUGGUUAUCCCCGUAUUCGGACUAUUGUUGCACUCGCAGAACGAGCGGAGAGCCAAAUCAUCUGCCGUUCAGUCAAUCCAGGAAACAAAUCCGAAACAUCCAAUGAAUGGCGUACCCAUGGAUAUCGCUCUUCUGAUCGCUGAGGACAUCUGCAGACCCGAUUGCAAUAGCUGGGAAGCUACAAAUCUUAGGAACCUGCUAUCUGUAUUCGAAUGGGCACUGCCGGAGAGCUUUUGGAGACGCCGAGUUAACGAAAACGUAUUUUUCGAACUGAAGGAGCUCCGAAAAUCCAAUACUCCAGUUAAUUGGCAGCUCCUACGACUCGAAUUAAUGCAACUUCAUGGAUACCCUUUGAAUUAUCGAAGUGGAUUGAGAGUUCGAAUUCAAGUUCUUGAAACUUUGAAAGAGCUGAUGCCGGCCUAUUCCAAAGACAAGGUGGAAGAGUCGAGCCCGAGUUCCAAUCCCUGA